Molecule: messenger RNA, 510 nt
Organism: Strongylus vulgaris
Lineage: Eukaryota; Metazoa; Nematoda; Chromadorea; Rhabditida; Strongylidae
Source: the annotation of a GenBank genome assembly
AUGGUACGUAUAACACAAUUCCUGCUUUGUUUCUUACUUGUAGUCGUUGGCCUUCUCAACGCAACAAAGCAACAGCAUAUGUUUGGUUUUGGAAAAAGAUCAGCUGAAGCGUUGGGUGAUACAGAAAUGGACUGGAGUUCUUGGAAUGGAAUAUCAAAGCGGGAUGACAAGAACAUGAUAGGAGGAAAACGAGGGCUUAAUAAGCAAUUUACGAUGGGUUUUGGAAAGCGAGAUUCCGAUGAACCCUUAGGCGGCGAAGAGGACAUGAGCAAUGGAGCUUCACUGGAGUUCACGAAAAUUCUUGGAAAACGACUCUAUGGGCUCAACAGAGAGCAGCACAAUUCCGAAGAUUCAACCUUGGCCUUGGACGGCGAUAGCUUCCUUAUUGACAAGAAACAGUGCAAGGUGUCGAUGAUAACAAAACGAGGCUAUGGACGACCUUCGUAUAUUCGACCACCUCCUCAGCCAUAUCAACCACCUCCACCUCAGCCGUACGUACCACCACCACCA